AUGACGUUAAACUUAUUGAGAUGUUCAUUUAUCAAUUAUGGAUUAUUGGAAUUAAAAAAAUCAUCGCCGUUUUUAACGUUAAGACUGUCAUUGUAUACAUCUAAAGCCAGAGUCAAGUGGUGAAUUUCGAAUUGAAAGGGACACUUUUGGUGAGCUAAAGGUCCCUGCUGACAAAUAUUAUGGAGCACAAACAAUGCGAUCAAAGAUAAAUUUUCCAAUAGGUGAUAGUUUUGAACGAAUGCCUUAUGGUGUUAUUGUUGCAAUGGGUAUAUUAAAGAAAGCUGCAGCUCUGGUAAAUAAAGAAUAUGGAAUGGAUGCAAAAAUAGCAGAUGCUAUUAGCAGAGCUGCAGAUGAUGUUAUAUGUGGAGACCUUUAUAAUGAUCAUUUUCCAUUGGUAAUUUGGCAAACAGGUUCUGGGACACAAAGCAAUAUGAACACUAAUGAGGUGAUCUCAAAUCGUGCAAUUGAAUUACUUGGUGGUAAACUUGGGUCAAAAAAUCCUGUUCAUCCAAAUGAUCAUGUAAAUAAAUCUCAAAGUAGUAAUGAUACAUUUCCUACUGCUAUGCAUAUAGCAGUUGCUUUAGAAAUUAACAGGAUAUUACUUCCUGGUUUGGAAGAAUUGCAUGCUGCAUUAGACGAAAAGGCUAAAGCGUGGAAAGAUAUAAUAAAAAUUGGUAGAACUCAUACUCAAGAUGCUGUGCCCUUAACAUUAGGACAAGAAUUUUCAGGUUAUGCAGCACAAGUAUGCAACGGUAUUAAAAGAGUAAAAAAUACUCUUCCAAGAUUAUACGAGUUAGCACUUGGUGGUACUGCAGUAGGAACAGGAUUAAAUGCACCAAAAGGUUUUGCAGAGAAAGCAGCAGCAAAGAUUGCAGAACUUACUGGCUUACCAUUUGUAACUGCUCCUAAUAAAUUUGAAGCUUUAGCCACUAAAGAUACUAUGGUAGAAGUGCAUGGUGCACUUAAUACAUUGGCAGUUUCACUUAUGAAGAUAGCUAAUGAUAUUCGAUUUUUGGGAAGUGGACCUCGUUGUGGUUUAGGAGAACUAUCUCUUCCUGAAAAUGAACCAGGAAGCUCUAUUAUGCCUGGUAAAGUUAAUCCAACACAAUGUGAAUCAUUGACUAUGGUUUGUUGUCAAGUUAUGGGUAAUCAUGUUGCUGUAACUAUCGGUGGAAGUAAUGGCCAUUUUGAACUUAAUGUAUUUAAACCUCUGAUAGUUGCAAAUACGUUAAGAUCUGCAAGAUUAUUAGGUGAUGCUUGUGCAUCAUUUACAAAGAACUGCGUCAUCGGUAUUAAACCGAAUAAAGAUCGUAUUAGCAAACUUUUGAAUGAAAGCUUAAUGCUUGUUACUGCCUUAAAUCCACAUAUUGGUUAUGACAAGGCUGCUAAAAUUGCAAAGCAAGCUCAUGCAGAAAAUCUCACGUUAAAAGAAUCAGCACUGAAAAAUGGUUUAACUGCAGAACAAUUUGAUGAAUGGGUGAGACCAGAAAAUAUGAUUGGCUCCAAAUAAGUUCAAUUAAAUUGAAAGAAGUUAAAAAUCAUACAUUUUUUACCAAUAGCUAUUUUUUGUUUACUAUAAAUAUUCUUAUUUUCAAAGAAUAAAAAUAUUUUCAUUACAUAUUAAUUAUACAUAUUUAAUAAUAAUUUAUGUGAUAUAUUAUUUAUAAGAAAUAUUGCAGAUAAUAAAAUAUUAUAAUAGUCUUCAAUUUAAUGAACAGAAGUUUUAUUUUUUAAAAUUUGUGUUGUAUAAUCAUGUUACAAUACGUGCUGUAAAUCUUGUAUGUUAUCUGUAUUACAACAGUCUGAGGGCAUAGGUCAAUAAACAGUUUUAGAGUGUAACUUUAGCACGUUAAAUUCUAAAUUAAAACGACACAUACAAAAUGAAUACAUUAAAAAAAAUACAAAAUAUUAUUGCAAAACUUGGAAAUCGUAAUUACGGUAAAGUUGGAAUAAUUGGUGUACCAUUUGAGAAAGGACAGGGUUAGAUGUGAAAGAUUAUGGUGAUAUUUCAUACAAAGCAAAAAAUAUAGAUGGAAUUAAUAAUAUGUCACAUUUGGGUGAUGUUGCUGGUUGUACAAGUUGUUUAUCUGAACAAAUUCAACAAAUUUUAAAAGAGGAUCGAAGAGUAUUGACUAUUGGUGGAGAUCAUAGUGUAGGAAUUGGAACUAUAGAUGGUCAUGUUAAGGAAAAAAAAAAUGUAGGUGUUCUAUGGAUUGAUGCUCAUGCUGAUUUAAAUACAAAUAAAACUAGUGAAAGUGGAAAUGUUCAUGGAAUGCCAGUAGCAUUAUUAACUUCUGAAUUGGCUGAUUACUGGCCACAUUUACCAGGAAUGGAUUGGCAGCAACCAAUGUUAUCUAUUAGAAAUGUAGCCUAUAUUGGAUUAAGGUCUAUUGAUCGUUAUGAAAGAUUAGUUAUUGAAAAAUUUGGUAUUACAGCUUUUGGUAUGGAAGAUGUUGAAAGAUAUGGUAUUCAUGAUGUCGUUUACAUGGCACUAAAUAAAAUAGAUCCCAGUGAAUCAAAAUCAUUACAUGUUAGUUUUGAUAUUGAUUCCUUAGACCCAUUAGAAGCACCAUGUACAGGAACUCCUGUACGUGGUGGAUUAUCAAUCAGAGAAGCUGUUCAUUUAAUGGAAAUGUUAUAUAGAACUAAAAGACUAAAUGCGGUAGAUCUUGUAGAAGUAAAUCCACACAUUGGUAAUCAACGUGACAUUCAGUUAACUAUUGAAGCUGCUAUACACAUUAUUCAAGCUGGAUUUGGUUAUACGAGAAGAGGUCUUAAAGUUCCAGAAGGUGUUACAGAUAUGCCAUUACAGACAUUUAGAUAAAUUAUAAUCAUCUUUAUUGACAAUAUCAUAAUAUUAAAGGUAAUCAAGUUACCAUGUCAACUCUCCUUUGAAGCUUAUAUAGUAACAAACUUUUAUACAUUUUUAAACAAUACCACAAAAAUAUAAGAGAAAAACAAAACAAAAUAAUAUAUUUCAUUAUUAUAUCCACUAAAUUUCAUGAAUCACAAAUGUUUUAUCAGAGGCAUCAUUAAAUUUAAUUUCUACCUUUUUUAUCUCAGUUUGGUGAUCAGGAUGAACUUGAUAUUCCAAAUGUAAUUUUCCUUUAGUAUUAGUGCCUUUUACAUUGACAUUAAAUGUUUUAAUAUCAUUGGUUUUAUUCACAGGAAGUGUUAUUUUUCCUUCUGUUAUUGGUUUUCCUAAAUAUUUAAUGGCAUCCUCAUGGUUAUAAAAUAUAUUCAAUGCUUUUUUAUAAGUGACUGUUUGCCGAAUUCUCUGUUGCAUAUAAUAAUGCAUACAAAUUUCUGUAGUUGCAAUUACACAACCAAUAAAGGCAGAUAAUUUAGCCGUUGUUCCAAUAUAAGAUAUCUUUUUAAAUGUUAUCAUUAUUAAAUUAAUAUUUAAGAAAAUAUUUUCCUAUGAACGCAGAGUAACUUUACUGAACUGUUUGAUAUUUAAGCAUUGAACCAUGUUUUUACAUAUAUUAUUAUUAUAUUAUUAUCGUUAAAAUAAUUACUGUUAAAAUAAAAUGAAAAAUAGGCACUACUGAUGCUGAGCUACAUGUUAUUAAUAAACUCUAAAUAUAUUAUAUCACAAUAUACAACACUGUAGUAGAACAUGCUUUCGUC
Heterotrigona itama is the source of this 3630-nucleotide messenger RNA. The record is from the annotation of a GenBank genome assembly. Lineage: Eukaryota; Metazoa; Arthropoda; Insecta; Hymenoptera; Apidae.